Molecule: messenger RNA, 2401 nt
Organism: Xenopus laevis (African clawed frog)
Lineage: Eukaryota; Metazoa; Chordata; Amphibia; Anura; Pipidae
Gene: gem.S
Product: GTP binding protein overexpressed in skeletal muscle S homeolog
Exons: 5
Coding region: 132-1046 (304 amino acids)
Cellular component (GO): plasma membrane
Molecular function (GO): GTP binding; calcium channel regulator activity; GTPase activity
Source: RefSeq, a predicted model, not a curated record
AGUUAGAGAAAGUCAGGGUAACGGAGAGGCAGCACUUUAUCCAACUUUAUCCCUGAGACAUCCUUGUACUCUGCACUCAGGAUUCCACACUUUGGGGGGUUUCAGAAGACAAUUAUUAAAGCCAGAGAAGGAUGACUUUGAAUGUGACCAUGCGUCGCAGCACCACCACAGUCAAUGCACAACAGCGAUGGAGCAUCCCGGCAGAUGCAAAGAACAUCCAGGCUCAGAAGAAGCAGCACGCCCACCUCACCCGCAAAUACACCAUCAAUAACCCGGCCAUCAAUAACCCCACCAUCAAUAAUCCAGCAGAGUACUACCGAAGAAGCUGGUCAUCAGACUCUUCUGACUCUGUCAUCUCUUCUGAGUCUGGGAACACUUACUUCCGGGUUGUGCUAAUUGGGGAGCAAGGAGUUGGGAAGUCUACUCUGGCUAAUAUAUUUGCAGGGGUGCCCGAUUCUGUGGAUGGUGAUUGUGAUAUGUUAGGAGAAAACACCUAUGAAAGAACCUUGAUGGUCGAUGGAGAAAGCGCAACUCUGAUUCUAAUCGAUAUGUGGGAAAAUAAAGCUCAAGACAACUGGAUCCGUGAGCAGUGUAUGCAGGUUGGGGAUGCCUACAUAGUUGUCUACUCCAUCACUGACAGAGCAAGCUUUGAAAAAGCCUCAGAACUGCGCAUACAGCUCCGUCGGGCGCGGCAGACAGAAGACAUCCCCAUUAUACUUGUGGGCAAUAAAAGUGACCUUGUCCGCUGCAGAGAGGUCUCAGUAUCAGAGGGCAGAGCAUGUGCUGUGGUGUUUGACUGCAAAUUCAUUGAGACGUCAGCAGCCGUCCAACACAACGUGAAGGAACUCUUUGAAGGAAUUGUGCGGCAGGUGCGUUUACGGCGAGACAGCAAGGAGAAAAAUGAUAAACGACUGGCCUACCAGAAGAGGAGAGAAAGUAUCCCCAAGAAAGCCAGGAGAUUCUGGGGGAAAAUUGUAGCCAAGAAAAACAAAAACAUGGCUUUUAAGCUGAAAUCUAAAUCUUGCCAUGACCUCUCGGUACUAUAAAUGUAUGCGGACUUCCCAACAAGAGCAAAAUACGUUAAACUGAUAGGAAAUCAUUUAGCAAUUUUGCCAACCAAUAAUCAAUCUAUAUUAGAUUGGACAUGACCACAAUUUACUUGUGCUUUCCUCAGCCAUGGAUGCUACAACAGCCGCCUUGUGUCACCUUCAGCCAUGAUAUUCGGACUUGCCAUUGGGCUGAUUGUUCAGAGAAAUAUGAAACAAUUGCUUACAUUUGGGAUUUUGCAUUUUUUUUUGCAUCAUUUUGAUCAUCUGGGAACGGAGAGGGAGAAAGGAACUAAAUUGCACUGAAGAACCUCAUCGGCUGUCAUUCUGUAUUCUCAUCAGUGGGAGACACCAUCCUAUAAUUGUGCUGCAGUUAUUUCCUUAUGUCAUAUUUAUAUUGCCUUUUGUAUAGCAUUUAAAAAGAUUUGUACAUGCAACUCCAGUUCCUUAGGGGAGAAACUAUGCAAGCUAAUUUGUCAUUCAGCUAACACAGAGAAGGCCAAUGGGAAGCUGCUAUGAAACAUCAUCACCAGCAGGAGGACUUCAAGCUGCCUGUGCCUUAUCUAACAGUAUUUUAUUCUAAUCCUAAUUUAUAGGCAUAAUACUCACCAUACACAUCCAGUUUCCCAUUGUUCUUUUCGCUACACAGAAGACAAUAUUUUUAUUUAAAAAUAUUUUUUGACCCCCCCCCCACUCCAAUACUUUUUAUACUUGAUUAUUUUUGUCAAACUCAUAAUAUUGUUUUUUUAUCUUAAAACAAAGAAAGUGCACUUAUUUGAUGCUUUGGUAAUAUUACAACUGCCUUUUUUAUAUUGUUCUGUGUCCAUAAAUCUUCCAUGGAUGUGAUGAGAUAAACAGGGGCAGACUUUUGAUUGAAUUAUUUGGCUCUUAGACCUGAUGCCCAGUAGUGUCAACACAUCCAAACAUCUGGACCAAUCUUUUACAAACAAUCAUGGAUAAAAAUAAUGAUGUGCCUUUUGGUAAACCUCCUAUAUUAGGGUGUCAUACUGUGCAUUCUUGAUUCUGUUCAGAAAGCCUUGGCAGAAAACCAAUAGGGACAAUUUCUGCUCAAGCAGCAAUUUUUAUCCUUGGAUUCUGCUUGUUACCCAGCAAGGCUCCAUGUUGCAUAUGGAUACAGUGGGAAAGCUUUAGGCUUCUGUGCAAGUAGGUGAUGGUACGGGUAUAUGUUACAGUAUAUUAUGGGACAGGUCACUUGAAAUGCAAAAUCAAAAAUUUGAUUCUAGUACAUGAGGACGAGGACAUAAAUUGCAUAAAUUCAAGGGCAUGUAAAGUCUAAAAUAGAAUAAGGCUAGAAAUGCUGUAUUUUGUAUACUAAAUAUAAACAUGAACUUAUU